CUCCCUCCCUGCUCCGCGGGCACCGCUCCGCGAGUCUGCGGCAGAGCCUCUUGGCCGAGUUGGGGCCGGGCCGGCGCGGGGACUGGGCCGGGGCUGGGCCAGCGCGUCCUCGCCGCCCGCCCCCCACUUCGCCCUCGCGCGAGGCCGGGGUCUCUCCUGCUGCUGCGGCCGCUCCGUUGCUGAUACCACCAUCGUUCAGGACCGGGCAAGGGCUAGGAGGCCAGAGGGCACGGCAUCGCACAGACCAGACCUCUGACCUGUUCCUCACCCACCCCCGCGGCCACCAUGUGGAACAUCUUCAAGAAGAACCAGCAGCCCGAGGCGGCGCCGGCCACCACCACGGCCACCAUGCCCGUCAGGCCGGUGGGCAACUCCACCGAGAGUGGGGGUGCCGGGGGGAGCAAGGAAGACAUGUUUGCCAAGAUAAAGGAGAAAUUCUUCAAUGAGAUGAACAAGAUCCCUCUGCCCCCCUGGGCGCUGAUAGCCAUCACCGUGGUGGCCGGCCUCCUGCUCCUCACCUGCUGCUUCUGCAUCUGCAAGAAGUGCUGCUGCCGGAAGAAGAAGAACAAGAAGGAGAAGGGCAAGGGCGCCAAGAAUGCCAUGAGCAUGAAGGACAUGAAGGGCGGGCAGGAUGAUGAUGAUGCAGAGACCGGCCUCACCGAGGGGGAGGGGGAGGGCGAGGAGGAGAAGGAGCCGGAGAACCUGGGCAAGCUGCAGUUCUCCCUGGACUACGACUUCCAGGCCAACCAGCUGACCGUCGGCGUGCUGCAGGCUGCAGAACUGCCUGCCCUGGACAUGGGAGGCACCUCAGACCCUUACGUAAAAGUCUUCCUCCUCCCAGACAAGAAGAAGAAAUAUGAGACCAAAGUGCACCGGAAGACGCUGAACCCCGCCUUCAACGAGACCUUCACCUUCAAGGUGCCGUACCAGGAGCUGGGGGGCAAGACCCUGGUGAUGGCCAUCUAUGACUUCGACCGCUUCUCCAAGCACGACAUCAUCGGGGAGGUGAAGGUGCCCAUGAACACGGUGGACCUCGGCCAGCCCAUCGAGGAGUGGAGAGACCUGCAGGGCGGCGAGAAGGAGGAGCCGGAGAAGCUGGGCGACAUCUGCACGUCCCUGCGCUACGUGCCCACGGCCGGGAAGCUCACCGUCUGCAUCCUCGAGGCCAAGAACCUGAAGAAGAUGGACGUGGGCGGCCUCUCAGACCCCUACGUGAAGAUCCACCUGAUGCAGAACGGCAAGAGGCUCAAGAAGAAGAAGACGACGGUGAAGAAGAAGACGCUGAACCCCUACUUCAACGAGUCCUUCAGCUUCGAGAUCCCCUUCGAGCAGAUCCAGAAAGUCCAGGUGGUGGUCACGGUGCUGGACUACGACAAGCUGGGCAAGAACGAGGCCAUCGGCAAGAUCUUCGUGGGCAGCAACGCCACGGGCACGGAGCUGCGGCACUGGUCCGACAUGCUGGCCAACCCGCGCCGGCCCAUCGCCCAGUGGCACUCGCUGAAGCCCGAGGAGGAGGUGGACGCUCUCCUGGGCAAGAACAAGUAGGAGCAGCGGCCGCCGCGGCCGCAGGGCCGGCUCGGACGACAGACCCAGAGCUCUCGAUACCUCAGUUACGCCCUCGAGGUUCCCCCCCUGUGGUCGCGUCCUCGUUCCCCUUCCUUUCCGUCUGUUUAAAGACCGGCUUCCCGCUGGCGGCUCUGAGGAGCCUCCCCAACCAGCGGACGAGGAGCCCGGCUCUUGUCACCGUCCGGGAGCCGCUCGCUGCAUGCCCGUCACCGCCAUCGUCAUCGCGGUCCCAUCAGGGUCCCUCGGUCCCAGCCUCGCCCGAGCCUCACAGGAGUGAGGCCCUCUAGUGGCAGAAAGUCUUGACGUGUCCCCUUUUUUGCGUGUUCUGGGCCCACACAAUGGCACUUCCUGUGUCCUGGGGGGGAAGGCUGCACAGUGGCCAGCGACGGUGUGCACACUUGUCCACAUGUGUGUGCACACGUGUCCACAUGUGGGUGCACACGUAUACACUGUGUGUGAGUGCAUUGUGUGUGCAUGCGUGCAAGGGCAUUGUGCACACGUGUGUGUGCGCGGACAUUGUGCACACGUGCGUGUGCGUGUGUGUGAGUGCAUGUGUGUAAGGGCACUGUGCACACGUGUGUGUGCAUGUGUGAGGGCAUUGUGCACACGUGUGUGCAUGCAUGUGAGCAUCUCCACAUUCCUGGAACGAGCCAUGGACAGCGCACUGCUGCAGGAACGGAAGGCUCUCCGGGGACCCUGACGCCACCGCAGGUCCUCGGUCUGCGUGGGAGGCAGCGGUGGCGAAGGCCCCGGACCCGCUCAGCUGCCGGAAGCGCCCGCCCUCCUCACGGGCGACCCUCUGGGAGGCGAGCUGUGGGGAUGGAUCUGUCCGGAGCCAGGACCAAGCCCUGCCACCGUGGACUUCCUGCGCUCAGCGCGGUGGCCCACGGGGGUGGCUUCUGGGACAUUCGUGGACGGGAGCCGUUUGCCGGGUUGGUCGGCCUCCGAGGGGACUGUCAGUCCCGGGAUCUCACGCUCCUUGACCGUUCAUCUCACACCACAAAGAACCAGGGGCCCCGUGACCCCGAGACCAAGCGCCCCUCCUGGACCCUUGCCCCCCGCUCCCCCCCGCCCCGGGGGAGCAGACGCCCCACGGUCCACGCCCUCAUUUCCCAUCAUGCUUUGGCUUGUUUCCUCUCUUAAACCAAGUGAAGCAACCUGUCGGCAGGCCCGGCGCCCGCGGAGCCAGAGGGACGUUGGCUGGUUUAGUCCCCGAG
Myotis myotis is the source of this 2783-nucleotide messenger RNA. It is a transcript of the gene SYT2, whose product is annotated as synaptotagmin 2. NCBI's taxonomy places the organism in Eukaryota, Metazoa, Chordata, Mammalia, Chiroptera, Vespertilionidae. Gene Ontology annotation, cellular component: synaptic vesicle membrane; axon; dense core granule. The record is from RefSeq and is a predicted model, not a curated record. Gene Ontology annotation, biological process: calcium ion-regulated exocytosis of neurotransmitter; cellular response to calcium ion; regulation of dopamine secretion. The coding region runs from base 286 to 1545 and encodes 419 amino acids. The transcript is spliced from 10 exons. Gene Ontology annotation, molecular function: phosphatidylserine binding; clathrin binding; syntaxin binding.